This is a messenger RNA of Daktulosphaira vitifoliae (grape phylloxera), 1184 nucleotides long. RefSeq names its product myosuppressin (gene Ms). The coding region runs from base 141 to 467 and encodes 108 amino acids. The record is from RefSeq and is a predicted model, not a curated record. Lineage: Eukaryota; Metazoa; Arthropoda; Insecta; Hemiptera; Phylloxeridae. The transcript is spliced from 3 exons.
AGAGUGUGCGUGAGUAGGUGUUAGUUCCGGACUUAUAAGAGACUGCGUUCGGAUAUCUGGUCGUAUUUUAUUACCUCACUCUUCGACGGAUAACCGUUUGACACCAGUUUUCACCGAUUGCCACUAAAAUAUACAGAAAAAUGUCUUCAGUUAGUGUAAGGAUUUUAAUGAGUGUUCUAUUAAUGGUGUUUAUCGGCUCGUGUCACAGUCGAAUAAACAAUUUGCCAUCACAGUGUCUACCGGGGCUGCUAGAAGAUGCACCACCUAAAGUACGAGAAGCUUGUUUUACUUUAUCUACUAUUCGUACACUUUCAAAUGCCAUUGAAACAUUCAUACAAGACAAACAAUACCCUGUUUCAAUACCUUACACAAAAAUGUCCGAUGGAUUAACUGAUAAUGCAGUUCAAAAUGAUAAACGCCAAGAUUUGGAUCAUGUAUUUCUCAGAUUUGGACGCAGACGACGUUGAAUAUUAUAAUUAAGAUAUAUUUACUAAAUAUAAGAAAACUUCCUUCUCUUUCCCUUAAAUCCUAAAACUUUUAAAUGUAUUGGUAAAUCACAUUUUUCAUAUUAUGUAUGUUAUUACUACAUAAUAUGUAUACUGUAUAAAAAUUACACUACAUAAUGCACAUAUGUAGUAAUACCAUUGUAUAUAAUAUGACAAAUAUUAAAUAGCAGAUUAAUAACCAUACUAUUUUAAAAAUUAUUAUCUUGAAAAUCCUAUAUUUUGGUUUAAUUUUGUUCAUAUAUAUUUUUAUUUUUAUAUCUUUAAGGCAAUUUAAAAGAUAAAAACCAAUUUCAUAAAUCAUAUUUCAACUUUAUUUAAUUUAAUUUUAACACAUUUUAUCUCACUAUUAGUAUUAUUAAACCAUUGUAAUUAAUUAUGUUAAGGCUAGUUUUUUUUUAUUUAUUUUUUAAUUUAUCAUUUAUUUACCUACCUCGUUAGGACUGAAUGUCUGCUCAUAAUAUGUGAAUGAAGGCAAAAACUAGUCUGCUGUUUUAUUUUUAUUUAUUCAUUAUUGUUUAUUAUUUUAAGUAAGAUCACUUCUAGCAAUGUUAAAUAUUAUUACAAUUAACAAAAAAUCUAAGCCUAAUUUGGUACAUGUUAGAGAAAACUACUGUUAACUAUAUUAUAAUUGUAACAAAUUAUUAUAGAAUAAAAUUUAAUAAAUAAUCAAUAAAAUGA